This is a messenger RNA of Symsagittifera roscoffensis, 3443 nucleotides long. RefSeq lists its product as uncharacterized. The transcript is spliced from 7 exons. The record is from RefSeq and is a predicted model, not a curated record. The coding region runs from base 1137 to 2273 and encodes 378 amino acids. NCBI's taxonomy places the organism in Eukaryota, Metazoa, Xenacoelomorpha, Acoela, Convolutidae.
UCUUGGCUAACGUCAGCUUAGGAUUGCCCGAGCAUAACUCCAUAAAAGAAGGUCAAUAAUCGGUCUUUGUUUUAUUUUGAAACUAGUUAAAGUUAAAUUUGCUCUUUUUGGACGUGUCAAAUCUAAAAUCGUCAGUCUGUCGGAAUAAAUUGGAAAGAAUUACCAAAAUUGUCUUCACCGUGUGUUGUUAUAGCGCCAUGUUCUUGCCGCUGAUUUAUAACUAAGUUUAGAUACCUGUUAUUAACUAAUCUAAAUAAGCAACAUUACCUAAUCAACUUGUCUGUUCAUGUUGUUUUUUGGGCUCCUAAAGUCUAGUACCUCCAAUUACCUUGGCGAGAUCCGCAAAGAGCAAUUUUCUGUCCAUAGUUCUAAUCCAGUAAUCGGCCUGGCUGUCGGAAUCAAAAUCAGUUUUUAUUGAGUCUCAAUAAACGUCUCAAUAAUGGACCAUAUUUCCAAUACUUCUUUUCUCUGAUCCGUCAUAAAAUUGAUCAAUACUUUAAUCUGGGAUACUGGAAGAAUAUUUCAUUGGUUUAGCAUUUGAUACUGGUAGUUGCUUUUGGUUAUAUAAUACAGUGGUUUUAACAACUACCUGUGUUCUUAAAUUGUUCCUCGGUUUCUUUGGCAGCCAAUAGGAGUUUUCUUUGGAGUUUUAGAUUGAAGGAAAGAAAAAUUAUAGAAGCGCCAAAUUGAUUUGCCAGCUGUUCGUUUGCUUGCCAAAAACAAUAUUUUCACAAUAGAUUUGAGUUCCACCUGCCUAAAAUAGUAAAAACAAACAAGAGAGGAAACGAAGUCCAAUUUGAAAAAUAGUCUUCAGAAGAACUUGGAGAUAUUUUUUAUUGAAAUUGACGUUUUGAUAAGAUAUAUUGAUUCAUUUAUUACCAAUAGCUAAUGAUAGGUCUAGGUUCUUAUUACGAGCGGAAUGUUUUAUUGAGCCUUUCCCCUGAAUUCAACUAACCAAAGUCUUAAAUUGUCGUUCUACUGUUAAGUUCAAUAGUAUUUUACACAUUAUCUUGUCAGUUUUUACCCAAUUUGUCAAUAAUUUUGUUGGUUAUUUUUGUUAAACAAGAACGGAAUUGAAAAGUUUCUUAAAUAUUAUAAGAUUCUGCGUUUCGAUCCUCGAUCAUAACUUACCCAAAAUGUUGACCUGUAAUUGUCAACUUGGUAGUGGUUUAUUUCCGUCUGCAAACCAAAAUUAUCAGAAACCCAGAAAUAGUAAAAAGAUGAAGAUGACUCAAUGUUGGUUCUCGUUUGUGUUUAUUUCGUUCACGUGUGCUACCUUGGUACAAGGGGAUGUGCUGCCCUCUUACAGGCAACUACCCCUACCUGAGAGCAGUUACCCUCCCCUCCACCACCAGUCUUCGGUUUUACAAGUCGGGGCGCAACCACAAGUUCAAAACUUGUUGGCAAAUGAGCCGAACUGCUCGAGAUGGAUUUGGGGCCAGUGUUACUACAACCACGGCAUGUGCGGCGAAGGAAAACAACAUGCAACCAGGAGUGGAGAUGGAUGCAGAAUCAUCGGCAUCACUUCCAGGUGCUUCAAGGCCUGCAAACCCCAGGAACUCCUCACCCCAAACAACCCCAGAAUGCCCCACGCGCCCAAGUGUAUCUGGGGAGUAGACUGUGAGAGAGAAGAGAUACCUGCUCUUCCUCCGCCUCAGAAUAACUAUAAGGAUCCCUACAUUAGCAUGAUGCCUGGCGAGGACAACCGAGAUGAGAGCGAGAGAAACAUAAAGCCGAAUAUCCCACAAAUGGAUCACCCAGAAGACAGAGAAGACAGCAGAGAAGACAAGCACUGUCGCUGGCACAAGGCGAAGUGGGGCAAGUGUGUGAAUGGACAGAAGUUCAGAGUGCGCAAGCUGAGACACAACAGAAGCCAGAACCAGGCUCAAGUCUGCCCCAGUAUGAAAAGAGACACUAAGGCGUGUGGAGGAGGCAGUAUGUCUGGAAACGCAAAUGCAAAACCAAUUGCAGGUCGACGUGAGUUCAUUGACCUGGAUUUCAGUCCCUCGGAGGUGAAACAGUUCUACCCUGAUGAGUUGAUACCCCUGAUAGUACCUGCUGAAAAGGAAGAGGUGAGCAGUGACUACACGAGGGAUGCGCCCUGCAAGUGGGACCAGAGUGUCCGAGUGAGGAAAUGCGGAAAGUGUAUUGGCGAGGGGGAGGGGGAGGGGGACAAUCAGAAAGGGGAGAUGACAUGCACACUGCCGCUGCUGAGUGGAAACCCAAACACCUGUGGCACUGAGAGAAAGAUGCAGAUCAGUUGCGAGAUUUAAACUGAGAACAACUCAAUUCACAUGAACAAGACAAACUGAGGCAGCCAUUUAAUAACAUCGCAGCUUGUUAACUACCCGCUCCCCCACCCCUCCAUCUGGUAAUGAAUAUCUAUCGAACCCUUGAGAAAAACAAUUCAACAGUAAAAGCUUGCGUGGAUUUUUGUACACAAAAUGUACGAAUUUCCCCCUUUUUGGCAAGGGGGAGGGGGGUGGGGCGUAGUUAAAGAGAUCUUUGAAGUCUUGAGGCAGAAACCAAAUUGUUUUGGUGGAGGUUGAGCUGUGCGUAUGCAGUUUUUCAUGACGAUUUGAAAUCGAAUAAAUAGGGUUGAAUUGGUCUAAAAUGAAAAUAACUCAAAUUAAGUAAUUGCAAUUUGAGGAGAAAUUUUCUUGGAAAUAUUUAGUACGCCAAACCUAACUUUUGCCCAUCAAGUCUUCGGUGCCCGAUUUCAAGCAGCCCUUUUGCAAAGGCUAAGUUUCGAUGUAGAAUUAUCACCCUAUUACAUGCACAAAAUAGUUUUUUUAAUGAUGAAGAUCGGUUGAGGAUUUGCUCGAUUGCAGGAUGGAUUUGAACCCGCAAAAAAUUAAAUGAAGUAAAAAAAGACAAAAAUAAAGGAAAAAACUAUUAAUAACCGCCUACCUACGUUAUUAGCCGUUUUUGUUUUACCUUGCACUGUCACUUAGUAGAAUAAGUACAAAUAACAAUUAUUGAAUUAAAAGCAGAGAUAUUUUUGAAUUGUAUUUAAUCUGGAGUUUGAAUUGCCCUACUAACCCAAUGUCAUCGAUUUGAAUCUAGUUAUUAAUAUUUAUAAAUAUGAUUUGAUGGAAGAAAGUUGUCUAUUUUUGUGCAGUGAGUCAUUUACUUGAACUGAGGAGAAUAAAUUGAACAGAAUGGAAAAAAUCGAUGAAUCACUCCUAAAAAAACUAAUUUCAGCUACAAAAAGUUUUCACCGUUUUUUUUUCUGUUAAUUAAGGAUAAUUUUCCAUUCGCUCAAUUUGACCAAGCUGUGACGAAUGUUUUUAGUUGCUGAUAUAAACAAAUUUGAAUCGUAGUACAACCAACUCGUCAGUGAGACAUUUUAGAACAACAUUUAAAUGCUUGAAAUGUCAAUUGGAUAUUUAAAUAGUUGCAUGCAGAUUGAAUUAUACUACUUAAUUUGAAUUCGAAAAUUA